This is a messenger RNA of Scylla paramamosain (green mud crab), 1412 nucleotides long. Its product is annotated as mastermind-like protein 2. The transcript has 4 exons. Bases 130 to 792 code for a protein of 220 amino acids. The record is from RefSeq and is a predicted model, not a curated record. NCBI's taxonomy places the organism in Eukaryota, Metazoa, Arthropoda, Malacostraca, Decapoda, Portunidae.
GUGGCUGUACCGGUGGUGGAGAUGCUGAGAGUAGCGGCAGUGGUGAUAGUGGUGAGGACAGCUGCAGUUCUUUAGUGUCUGUGCUCGUGUAGUGGUGAUGUGGAACUGAGUAACUGCCUGGCCAGAGUGAUGACGUCACCGCCCACCAAUCAGCAGCGGCCCAACGUGAUGACAUCACUUGCGUUGCUGCUCCCAUUGGUCUGCCUCCUGCUGAUCCCUGCUGCGGCCCAGGAUGAACAACGACAAGCGGAACAUGAUGGGCAAGCACAGGCAGGACAGGAUGGACAAGUAGUUCAUACCCCCUCCCAGGAUGGACAAGGACACGUAGCACAGGAUGGACAACAACAACAACAAGCAGUCCAUACCACGUCUCAGGAUGAACAGCAGCAACAAGAACAUCAGGUCCCCGUCGCUUCCCAGGAUGGACAAGGUCAGGCUGGAGGACAGGAUGGACAGCAGCAGCAGCAAAAACAGGACAUACCACCAAGCCUGAGGGACUGGGUGCUAAGGAGCCACCCCCGCGCGCCACACACGGGAGACCAUGGGGUGUCUGGCGGGGAGCGGGACUUCCUCACUUUUAUUUCUCACGACUUCGAUGACGACUACCACUUGGACGGCACCGAGCUGUUCCAGGCAUUUGGCGAAGCUGGUGAGGGCGUGUGGAGGGCGGUGCGUGAGGUGGAGUCGCUGGUGGACCUCCUCCUCCACCACUACGAUAGAGACACGGACGGGAAGCUGUCCUACCUCGAGUUUUCCAAGUCCUCCCUGCCUCCCAGCCGAGCCUUUGUCUGAUUCUCUCCUGUCUGUCUGUCUGUCUGUCUCUCUCUCUCUCUCUCUCUCUCUCUCUGGCCAGUAUUCAGAAACGGUUUGCUCUCUCUCCACGACUAUUUUCAAAGGCCACUGUGAUGACCUGCCGUGUUUUCAAGAGUGUUUCCUCUGUUCACAAUAUAGAAAUGUUGUUGAUGUCACUAGAAACGUAGAAAUACUCUUAAAAUCCCGUGUCACUUCGACUACAGUAAAGCUUUUGAAUGUAGUGGAGGUGCGGCGCAGAGGUGUUUCAGAAUAUGGUCCUCUGUCUCUCCUUCUUCCCUACACCGCCCACCCUUUCUCUCUUUCUCUCUCUCUCUCUCUCUCUCUCUCUCUCUCUCUCUCUCUCUCUCUCUCUCUCUCUCUCUCUCUCUCUCUCUUGCCUUUCGUUUUUUCGUUUCUUUCUUUCCCUGCCUUUAUCUCAAAUUUCUGUCUCCUUCUAUCUCUACGCUUACACACACACACACACACGCACACACACACAGUAACCAGUAUAACAUUUUUUCUUUUUCUUCUUUUUUUCGUUAGUGCAAAUACCGCGUAAUGUGAAUAAUCUGUCUGUAUUUAACGUUAAGGUGACAAUGAUGAAUAAAGUGAAGAUAACG